Molecule: messenger RNA, 5265 nt
Organism: Candidula unifasciata
Lineage: Eukaryota; Metazoa; Mollusca; Gastropoda; Stylommatophora; Geomitridae
Source: the annotation of a GenBank genome assembly
AUGGCGGCAACGAAAAUCAAAGGGCUGCAGCUGUGGUGUCGGCGCAUGACCGACGGGUAUGCUCACGUAGAUGUUGCCAACUUUACCACCGCCUGGAGGGACGGGAUGGCUUUUUGCGCUUUGAUCCAUCGUUUCAGACCUGACCUGAUAGACUAUGACUCACUGUCACCAGAAAAUGUGUUUGACAACUGCAAGCUGGCAUUUGAGAUUGCUGAGCAAGAACUAGAUAUCCCAGCAUUCCUUGAAGCAGACGACAUGGCCAGAUUGAAAUGUCCAGACAAAUUGAGCAUUAUCACUUAUGUCUCACAGUAUUACAACAACCUGAGUACACUACCUCAGCUUGGGGGUCCCGGAGUCAGAGGCAAGGUUUCCAACAAGGCCGUCACCGGCACCAAGAGACAAACUGAUGCUGAUCAUUCCGCUGCACCAGCUGUGAAAAAGCCACCAGUUACAGACACUAAGGAAAAUGCAUCUCCAGUAGCAAGCAGAACUGCACCAACUUCGGUCCUGGACAAGUGCUCAAUCUGUCAAAAUCGGGUGUAUCUUCUGGAGCGGCACAUGGAAGGCGGCAAACUGUACCAUAGAUCUUGCUUUCGUCAUAGUGAACUGUCACCGACCAACAAGGUUUACACACGUUCUCCAUUCAUGUCGCCAUCUCUCAACUCAGAGACUCAGGGUUUUACGUACCCAGCUGCCGCCAGCAAAGCACAAGUUUUAUCAGACACAGAUAAGAAAAGCAUGAACUCUACUGUUAACACAACAGCAGAAAUAAAAACAACAAUUUCAAAAAAGGCAGAAAGUACUGGAGCAAAACAUAUUCUCACGGAUCCAGUCAUCGAGAACACAAAGAAAUCCAAAAUGCAGUUAGAGACAUCACUUAGUGAAGAUAAAUCUAAAAAAGCAUCUGAAAUCAAGGAAAAAUUAAAAAGUUUAAAAGCCAGAUACUCUCUAGGCAGCAAAAGUGAUGAAGUUCCUAGUGCAUUACCUCUUUCUGGUAAGGAGGCUAGAAAAGUGGAGAAGAAACGAGAGGAGGUUCUGACUAUACUAAGACCAUUAGAUGAACUGGCAAAAGGGGCUAAGCGAAAUAUACCCCUUAUUUUGCAGAGUGACAAGGUGACAACUGACAGUUCAAGUGAUGGUGUCCGGACAUCGACAACAUCUUCAGUAUCAUCACCAUCACUGGUAUCAUUAUCAGCAGAAACAUCAGCUUCUAACUCUUCUGCAGCAGCGACGACAUCACCUUCCAAGACUUCUAGUCACUCACCAAAGUCUGUGUCAACAAAUAAAGCUGCAGGUGUUAAAAAACAUGAAAAACACACUAAAGACCUGUUCAGUUCAAAUAAACACAGUAGAAGUUCUUUGCCAGAAACACUAAAUCUCCAGAAAGAUUCUAGAAAAUCUGAUUUGGAUUCCAACACAUCAUCAAAAGGGAUUACCCCUGUAGCACGACCUCGAACACCAAGAUCUGAUCGCAAAGGACUGAGUGAAGAUCUUGUAGCAAUGAAACAGUCCCUAAAAGCAACCUCUGAGCAGAAAAACAAAGACGUGACUCCUAAACCUGCACCUCGUCGAAGCAUGCUGGAUUCACCUGAGAAAGCUACAUCUUCUGGUUUGCCAAAGGUCAGAAAAUCCAAACUGCAUUCAGAGCCAGCUGUAGAUGAAGUUGAUGCAGUCAAUAUUUCAUCUUCAAACAAUGUUCCCCCUCUUCCCUUGUCAGCACCCCCACCUCUCCCAUCCUCAGCCCCGCCCCCACUAUCUUCAGCCCUGCCUUCUCCAUUCUCAGCCCCACCCCUUCUCCUUCACAUAUCACAGUCACAUCCUGUUGGAGAGAUUAACUCUUCAGUGAGUGGUACAGGUUUCAGAAAGCCAUCGUAUGAAAUGACAUCACAAGAAAUUAAAACAACUCCUCAUACCAAAAAACAUUUAGAAAACAAAAAGAAUGGCUCUUCUGAACACAUACAGCAGGACAUCGAACAUGAAGCUGACCCAAGUAAAUCCAGAAAACAUAAAAAACAUAAUACUCACUCUAGCAAAACAAGGGCACUGAGUGCUGCAGGACAUCUUCAUUUGAAAUCGGAAACUGUCGAUCAUGCUACAUCUGUGACUAGAUUGAAAGCUGCUCCAAAGGCAAGUGACAGAAGGUGGUCCUCGCCAGUUCCAACAGAUGACAAGCCAACAGCAGCACCAGCUGUGCCAAUCAAAAAUGAAAAUGAAGGUCAAGCUCUUACCGGACUUUUGGCAACCUUAGGUUUAGUCAGAAACCAGUCGUCUGAUCCUAGUCCAAGUUCACCUAGUCGUACUUUGCGAUCUUUGUCUUCACCGUCUAAUACAUUUGCUUUUGAACCUCCAGUAUUACCACCACGCUCCAAUCCAACCACACCAACAAGAUUUUCAUCAUCACCUAAAAUUUUGGUAAAUAAAGCACGUCCUACCAGUCCAAGACAGUCGAGCUCUCCUCUGCCAGAUACCAAUAUAAAUACUGUCUCGGCAGUUCAAACUGCCACCAACAACAGUGAGUGUGGUCCUUGUCCAAGUUCAGCGGGUCGUACUUUGCGAUCUUUAUCAUCACCGUCUGAUUCAUCUGCUUUCGAACCCCCAUCAGUACCACCACGCUCCAGACCAACCACUCCGACCAGAUUUUCAUCAUCACCUAAAAUUUGUCUAAAUGAAAUACGUCCUACCAGCCCAAGAAAAUCAAGCUCUCCUGUGCCAGAGAGCAGUAUGAGUACUGUCUCGGCAUUUCAGAUUGGCACAAAUGAAAGUGUGUGUGGUCCUUGUCUAAGUUCACCUGGUCGUACUUUGCGCUCUGUAUCAUCGCCAUCUGAUUCCUCUGCCUUUCAACCUCCAUUAGUACCACCACGCUCCAGACCAACCACUCCGACCAGAUUUUCCUCAUCACCUAAAAUAUUUGUGAAUGAAGUACGUCCUACCAGCCCAAGAAAGUCAAGCUCUCCUCUGCCUGAAAACAGUAUAUUUACUGUCAUCGCCUCAAGUGACAGUAUACCAAAGUCUGCUCAGUGUCAUGACCCAUUGAAGCAGGCUAUCAUUAAAAAUGUAGAUGAAUUAAAAUCAAGUAAAGUUCUUCAUAAACCAAAAAUCACACCUAUAAAUAUCAGAGAUGACAACCUAGAUUCAGACAUUGAGGGUGUAUAUUUACAGAAUCUGAACAUAAAAGACAAUGAUAAUAAAUCGGAUAACAUAGUAAAAAAGUCUGAUUCCAAUAAUGGCAAACGCAGUCCCAUCCCAACAAAGCGUUCUAUUACCAGCAUUGAAUCAAUGAACCAGAUUUCCAAAGAAAGUGCACUUUCAACCAGCAAAGAUCUUAGUGCCAACUCUGUCAGCUCACCUUGUGCCAUCUCUGGACAUGGACAAAGUAAAGAAGACUUGGGAACUCUGAUACAUAAUGCUGCUUCUCUUCAUAGAGGACCAUCCCCUGAUAUUGCUCCUCAGAAACCACCAAGAUUACAUAAAAUAUUGAAAUCACCCAAUCUUGACAAUUUGUCAACAGAGUUGUCUCAGAUGGAUAGAAAAAGUCAUGAUGAAAGUCUUGAGUCAGAUUCCUGUGUUUCUGGACUGAAUCGUUUUCCCUCCACAUCUUCUACCAGUAGUUCACAGUCAGAAAGUGUUGAUGUGGAAAAGUUUCAGGCAGACGAAGAGUUACCUCAGUGGAAGAAAGAUAUUAAUGAAAGGAAAAAGAAGUUGAGAGAAGACAUUGCUAAAUCUGAAUCUGAAAAUGUUAAAUUAAAAUGUCUUAAAGAAAAAGGGGCAAGAAAGGUAAACACAGAUUCUAAAUCGGUUGCUCAAGAAGAAAUUAAUAAAGAGUAUAAUUCUUCACAAGAAGAAAUUAGGAAAGGGCAUCAGUCUUUGCAAGAAGAAGAAUCACAUUCUUCUAAACCAGGAUACAGCUCCUCAGGCAGUGUUAAUGAAUGCCAAGGUAGAAGUGCAAUCCACGAUGCAGAAGAAAAUGUGUCACGAAUCAGGGACAAAACAAGGGAGAACACAAAACCUAGUAAUGGGUUAGACUUUCAAAAUGAGCAGUCUGCAUUUGAACCAGUCAAAAAGAAAACAGUCAAGUUAAAAGAUUCAGAAUUGGAGUUUAUGAUUAACAAAUCAAAGCUGAAAUCAGUUAAUGUUGACAUGUCAUUGGAGAGAGAAUAUGAAAAGGCUAAUAAUUCUGAAAAACAGGCUGAAGAAUCAAGAGGUGAAAAUGGAUCAGAAUCUGACACUAUUAGAAACAGACAACGUAAUCAGAGCUUAGACGGAAAAAAAGAUGCUUUGUUUGAAUCAGUUGAUUUGAAUAAUACAGAGAGGUUCAAAGAUGAAAAUGGAGAAGAAAAAGCUGCUUCUAGUAUGAGAAAUUCACCAAAACGGAGUAUUGACUCAUUUAGAUCCCAGGAUUCUCAGCAUAAUAGCAGCGAAGAUGAAGAAAAUCGUCGAUCGUCUGUCCUCUCUGAAGAAAAGAUUUUGUUGCAGAGUGGAGACAGCAUUGACAGGAGCAGACAACCAUCCCCAAAAGUCAGGAGGAAGAUCACCGUUCUUGGCAGAAAUAGUAAGGAAAAAUUGAAUUCACCACCUACUUCCCCUGUCCCAAUGAAGAAGGUUGAAGUCAUAGCAAAAUUUAACUUUGAAGAGAGCUCUUCAGAUUUUGAAAGCAGUCUAACAACAUCAACAGCUAGCUUGACCCUCCAUGAUAAACAUGUGCCUCCCCCAAGACCACCUCCCCCACGACUGCAUCAUAAAUCUGUACCGCCGGCACAGAUUUCUGCCAUAGAAUUACAACAACAAUUACUGGACUUAGAUGGUCGACUGACAGAACUGGAGCUGCGAGGGAGAGAUUUGGAAGAGUCCAUUAGAAAUGAAAACACACUUGAGGAGGAUGAUGAUAAGCUGAUCAAUGAGUGGUUCAAACUUGUGGGCGAGCGGAAUGAACUGGUUAGGAAGGAAGCUGACCUGGCUUAUAUCUCCAGAGAGCAAGAAUUAGAAGAUGAACAGGAACACAUUGAGUCUCAGCUGCGCUAUUUAAUCAGCAAACCAGAGGGCCUCAAAUCUGCUGACGAAAAGCAGGAAGAAGAGUACCUCAUCAAACGCAAGCUGGAAUUGGUUGAGGAGAGAAACAUGAUUAUAGAUAGCAUGGAUGAGGAUAGGCUUAGGUAUGAGACUGAAGACAGAGAAUUUAAAAUGAUGAGAGAGAAAGGAUUAUGGAGAAGCUCAAGUGGGUCACCUGUUAAGGAGAAAAGGUCAUCAAAAUCAGUUUUCUAUUCCUAG